AUGAAAUAAUCAGAUUAAUAAAAGACUCAUGUUCCCAGAUCGAUGAGUUAACAUUUACUGACAGAAUAAGAAAUAAAGAAGAUCUUCCCAUAUACUUAAAGCAUUCAUAAUAGAUAUUUGGAACAAAAUAGAAUGGAGAGCAUCAGAGAUGAAUUAAAUAAUUAGUAGUAAUAAUCGAUCUCCUCUCAUAUUAAAGAUCUAAUAGUCAAGUAAUGAUAAUAUUCAAUUGAUAAUAGAGAUAAGUUGAAGCCUAAAUUAUUACAACCGAUAACUAUGUUGGAUGAAAGCUGCAAUAGAGGAGUUAGAAGAAUGAAGAAACUAUUAUAUCAUGAUUCAUAAAAUAUUAACCUCCACAAUAUAAAUUAAAGGAGGGAAAUGGUUUAAUUGGCAUAAUGGCUAGAUAUGAUGGUGGAAUAGGUUCAUUCGUAAAAGAUAACCGAAUAUUAAGAAUACUAUAACAAAUUGGAAAUAGUCUUUCAAGGCUCAGUUUUGGAAUUAGAAAGAUAAAUUACAACUGUAGGUUUUGAAUGUGGACAAUUUUUGAAGAAGCUAUGGGAAGCUUUUACUUAAGAAGUACAAAAAAUAAUUUUAGGAUUACAAUAAAGAAAUUAACAAAUAGAAUAGAAAUGCUUAGAAGAUAUAAAUUAAUUGCAUAAGAAUUAUUAAGAUGCUAUAGAAAAAUAAGCCGAAUCCAUGAGGAUGAUGAAGGAAGAAGCAUUAUCUGUUUAGAAUACUAUUGUAAAAAUGAAGAAGGAAAAUGUUUAUUUAAGGAAGAAAGAUAAAAGAAGAGAAGAGCAAUUGAAUGAUCUCAUGAGUGACUUUUGGGAAUAGAAUUUGCAGUUAAUCGAAUACUAAGGAAUUGAUAAAUUUCAUAAGUAGGCUCAAACAGCAGAAGAGAUGGAUCUAGUUUUAUAAUAGAAGGAUAUGUUUGAGUUCUUUAAACAGAAAUUCGAAGUGCAUAAAAAAGAAAUUGAAAAUUAAUAUAAGUAAGAUUUGUUAAAUGAUUUAGAAUUCUUACGUUAUAGGAUGAAUAUUAUGAUGGAUCAACUCAUUUAAUCAUAACUGAAUCUUCUGUUGAUACCAGUGAUCUAAUUAAGACAAGAGAGUAAAGUGAAGAUACAUCAGAAUAUUUUAUAUAUGUGAGUACUUCAACUUAGACUCCAAAACAAGCUAAGAAAGUAGAUGAAGAAAUCUAAGUGUAACCUACUUAAGGAAAUCAAGAAUCUUAAGUCAAUUCAGUAUAGUUGAGAAAAGAGAGAGUGCCCAGAAAUUAAAUAGAGUCAAAAUUGUUUAGGAGAGCUAAAUUUCCUUUAUCUGAGAUUAUCUCAGAAUACAGUUCCCUAUAUUUCCCUGAAUAAGAAUUGAGUAGUAAUGACCCUUAAUUUAUUGUCAUUAUGGCUGAUUAAAUUGCUUAAUUAAAAGAUAGAAUUGAAGAUUUAUUGACUGUCUUGAAUUUGAGAGGAGACAAUUCAAGUGAAGAUAUUUUAGCAAUCAAACAAUAUUUGCAAUUGAAUUAUGGCAAUUUCAAUUUUUAUUUUAAUGUAGAUUCUAUAUACCAUAUUGUAGUAAUGUUGGAAUGUGUUAUAAACACAAAUCUCUGUUGUGAUGGAUGCUAAAAUAGACAAAGAAGAAAUGGAACUUGAAAUGAAAGAAAUUGAGAAUAAAUUUAAUGAGAAUAUUGUUUUAUUCAAGAAAUACCACAAUAGAACCAAAGAAAAAGAAACAAUUGUAAAAUUAUUUAAUAUUAUGAGUCUAAAUUUUAUGAAGACUCUUUAAUAAAAGUUAUCAGAUAUGCUCCAUAAUUUUUAAUUAAUCAAAUAAAAGAAUAAGCUAACACAUAUGGAGUUUUGGAGAAUGUUGAAUUUAAGGAGUUUAAAAGAAGACAAGGUACAAAUGUCGAUCCCAAAUAAUAAUAACAAUUAUCUGCCAAAGAUCUUGACUCACCAACCAGAUCUCCUAAUAAGACUUUGACAACAAUCAAUAUUUCUAAGCCAAUAAUGAAAAUUUAAAAAAUAGGCAGCCAAAUUGAGAUUUCAAGUAAAGAUGAUGAUGACAUCUACAAAAGUGAUUCAUCGAAAGAAGGGUCAGGAGAUGAGAGUGAUGUUUCCUUUAGUUAAAUUAAACUGGAUUUUAAACAAAGCAAACCAAAAUUAACAAUUGAAAAGAAACUAAGAAUAUCUACAUGUCCUAUAAAAUCAGCCUCGUAUGCUACUAAUUUAUUAAAACAAAGUAUUAUCAAUUGUUAUUAUUUAAGUGAUAUCCAAAUUCAAUAUCAAUCAGAGAACUGGAUUAUAUCAAUUAAGUACUAUCCUCUAAAGUUAUCAAGAAUUAAUCAUGAAAAUUCCUAAUACUAUUUAAAAUACUCCUCUACAUGUACAUAUGUAUGAAAAUAUUGUUUCACAUUAUGGCUAAUCGUAAUUUAGUGAUGCAAAUAGAUACAAGAGAACUAUCAAGAGUUUCUUAUUUUUUGAGUAAAAAAGCAGUACUUGUCAAUUAGUUGUUAAAUUUUUGAAAGCCGAAUACGAUAUCUAGGAUCUUAACUUAUAUCUACAAAUAGUUUAAUCAUUAUAAGAAUAUCCAAGUGUUUCAUAUUCAAAAUUCAUAGACACAUUACUCAAAUGGUUUUCUGAUAAUAAGUAUUCUUAAAGUGAAAUUGAAAAUAUAAUAUAUGACAUAUCCACAUCAUAAGUAGCUUAUAUGUAGAGCUAAUAAGGACCAUGUGAUUAUGAUAUUUUGAUGUACUAGUUUUUAGAGAUUUUUCAAAAAUACAAGAAUCGUACAUCUAUUAAAUAUAAGCAUCUCUACAUCUCUGUUGAUCUAUUGAACAAAGGAAGUAUUGACUUUUAAUAAUGGAAUUUUCUUUAUGAAGUUUUAUGUUGCAUAAAUUACUCAUUUUCAAUUCGGCUAUUCUACUAAGAAGCUGAUUAUUGUGGAGAUAGUGGAAAGAUGAUGUCCAAAUAAAGAUUUACAUUAGUUUGUGAUGAAUUAAAGAUAUUUUAGGAAGAUGAUCAAAUUAAAUUAUUAGAUAGGGAGACCUACUUUACAAUAAGGGAAAAGAUCAAUACCUAAUGGAUGAAAGAAAAGAUAGUAAUGAAAAUGUCUUUCAUUAAGGCAAAUAAAGUAUCUUAAAUAUCUAACUAUAUAGUAUAAUAAAUUUAUUAAGAGUAUUUUUGGAGCAAUUGAUUCUUUUGUUCAAAAUCCAAAUACUUGUUAAUUUGAACCUGAGUCAAUUUGUUACAUGUACAAACUAUUAUAAAAAACCUGGAAGCCCUACUUUUUAGAAUCACAAUUAAAUAUAGGCAUACCUGUAGAAAUUUCACUUAUCAACACUACUUACAGGAAGUUGGAACUCAAAAUUCUCAACAAAGAUUGA
This is a messenger RNA of Paramecium octaurelia, 3373 nucleotides long. Lineage: Eukaryota; Ciliophora; Oligohymenophorea; Peniculida; Parameciidae. The record is from the annotation of a GenBank genome assembly.